AUGCCACCAUCGAGCAAGGAGCUCGACCCGGCCCCGAACGCGGGCCGUGGCUGCCCCCAUGUGGGCACCACGGCAAUGGCCUUUGUUUACGGGUAUAAAACAGCAGUGCGAUACGCCCUUUGUCUCAAAGCCCGAUCCCUGCGAUAUAUACGCAAAACCUUCAAGAUCUCGACACUAAUGAACGAUGAUUCGGAAGAAGAUAUUGAAACCGAUAGCGGGAAGCGGAAGCGCGCAGAAUUAACCGUCGACGACCACAUCAAGAAACUAUCGGAGAUCCCGGCGUUUAGAUGCAAUGCUUGCAAGACCACUAAAAGUAAAAAGAGGCCACAUGUUUGCUUGUCGUGCGUGUACACGGGAUGCAGGGAAUCACACAUGCCUGCACACUUGGCGGACAACCACCAUCCCUUUGCGAUGGAUCUGCAAUCGUGUGAUGUGUGGUGCGGCUAUUGUAAGCAGUACGCCUACGAUAGAGAGCUUCGCAGGAUCUACAAAGCCGAGGCUCGGCGAAUGAUGCUAAUAAUCGCCCACGCGCUCGAGCCCAAGAUCAAGCGAAAACGGAGGGUGGCUCCUCCGACCCCGAACGCAGGCGACUUGACGUUAAUCGAAGGUCAUUCGGAACCUCAAUUGUGCUCAGGUUUACGAGGACUUGUCAACGCAGGCUCGACCUGCUAUCUCAACGCGAUCCUGCAAGCUCUGCUUCAUAACGCCGCAAUGAAAAGCUACUUCCUCACGGGCCAACACACGCGGAAGAACUGCUCCAAGCAAUACACAGACUGUUUGGUCUGUCAGGUUGAUCGUCUUUUUCAAGCCGUGUACAGCUCCGAUCCAACCCCCAUGUGCCCAUCGGACUUACUACAAGCCUUUUGGAGAAACACGCCAUCUAUGGCAGGGAACGAACAGCAAGACGCACAUGAGUUUCUCCUUGCUCUACGGCACGAACUGCAUAAAGCGUUCCAAAACUCAGCCCUUGACGCCAACGGUCGUUGCGUCUGCCCGGUGUGUCAAGUCUUUGGCGGCGAGGAACAAUCCAGUAUCAAAUGCACGGCGUGCGGACAUGUCUCGGUUACCAAGACCCCUAUGGAGGAUCUGUGUCUUUCUGUCACCACCGCCCUGGAUUCCCCUGGCGAGGGAUCGUCGCCGAGGCGUGGCAAGAAGCGGAAAACACCUUUGAGUCUCCCGGAAUUGCUUGAUCGACACACCAAACCUGAAGAAAUCGACUACCGCUGUGAAAAGUGUCAUUCCAAGGACGGUGCUAAGCGACAAGCUUCCAUUAGCGAACUUCCUCCGGUCUUUUGUGUGGCGUUCAAGCGCAUGGAGACGCGCACACGCUCGGGUCGUAUCGAAACCCAAAAAGUGGAAUGCGCCAUCACCGUCCCGAUGGAACUCGACAUGACCCCCUACACCUCCACGGGUAUCGACGUGAAGAACAGCAGCGACUCUGAUUCGGACGCUGGUACCACGUCUUCGGAGGAGAGCGAGCCCAGAGUCCCCGGGUGGAUGAGCGUCAAGCAUCAUAAUCCGGCCCACCAGUACUCGUUGAUCAGCACGGUUAUACAUAAGGGGAGCAACGCGAGUGGGCAUUAUUGGGCGCAUGCGAAGGAAUCGGGGAACUGGUACAAGUUCGACGACGUCAAUGUGUCGGAACUGCAGGAGAAAGAUAUCCAGGCUGGCAACAUAUACGUCGCCUUCUACAUCCGCAACGGGAUCGAGCACGAAUACAUCCCGCCGCCCGCGCGGCCCGCUGGUGGGGGUGGGAUCGGUGUUCCGACCCCUGCCGCCGCGCCCGAACAGAAACGGAGCAAACGCUCACGCGACGACGACGAGCCCCCGGCCGUCAAGCGCGCCAAGCUCGCCCCCGCGAAGCCUGCUGACCCGCCCCGCCCGAAACUCCUCAAGCGCCCACGCGACGACGACGGAGCCGCGGCCGCCAAACGCGCUAGGCUUAUACCCUGA
Messenger RNA from Fimicolochytrium jonesii, 1953 nucleotides. RefSeq lists its product as uncharacterized. Gene Ontology annotation, molecular function: zinc ion binding; cysteine-type deubiquitinase activity; cysteine-type endopeptidase activity. Gene Ontology annotation, cellular component: cytosol; nucleus. The transcript is spliced from 12 exons. The record is from RefSeq and is a predicted model, not a curated record. The coding region runs from base 1 to 1953 and encodes 650 amino acids. Lineage: Eukaryota; Fungi; Chytridiomycota; Chytridiomycetes; Spizellomycetales; Powellomycetaceae.